AUUUUUCAUGAGCUUCUUAUUUAAUAUAGUUUUAGUUCCUAAUUCUUGGAAUUGUGUUCCAAAUUUAAUUCAUGUCUAUUAGUCUUCCACAUCCAAAUUGAAGUUUUAGUAGGAUCUUGGAGGGGGGGAUGAAGUAGUGGAAGCAACAACCAAUCCUUAACAUCAAUCAAUAUCCGUUGGAGUAGGAGAUUAUUCUUUGCUGUCCAAAUUUGUCAUGCAAUGAUAAUGAUGGUGUCCAUCUCCCACAUCUAGCAUCUCUCAAAUAAAAAUAAAAUCUAAGCCACUUUUUCUUCUUUAGCAUACAGGUCAGUUGUUACUAUUAAGAAUUUGAAUGUAUAAUUUCAUUCAAUAAAUUACUCAUUACCCUAUUUUUUACAAUAUUUUUUAAAAAUAACAUUAUUAAAAAAAAUCAAGAAAUGACAACCGUUGAUAAUUAUAUAUUUAUCCCCAAUGAUGCACGUGACAUCCUAAGUGGCUCUACUUCGUCAAAGCAAGCCAUGUCAGCUUUAAGUACGUGUUGACGUGGCAGUCGCCACCCAAUUCUUAUCAACAACUAUUGAGAAUUGAAAAACUAAUUUCAACAUUUUGUUUCUCCAUUUGGAAGAAAUUAAUGGCAUCAAGCAACGAGAAACCGACUCCGAUAGCAGCGAAGGCGGAGGGGAGGCUCCUCAGCCGCUGGGAAAGGCGAUGAUGGCGAUGCAGCAGGUGGUGGACAAAGGGGCUCAAUUGUUGCAGUCACUAAAACCAUUGAAGCAAAUGAGUCAACAUAUUUGCACUUUCACCCUACAUUAUGUUUCAAACCAAAAGCUUUAACACUCUCAUGCUCAUGAGAUAUCAGGGCUUUGGGUUAACCCACAAAUACCCGAAGUGGGAUGA
Cucumis sativus (cucumber) is the source of this 876-nucleotide messenger RNA. Its product is annotated as oil body-associated protein 2A. NCBI's taxonomy places the organism in Eukaryota, Viridiplantae, Streptophyta, Magnoliopsida, Cucurbitales, Cucurbitaceae. The transcript is spliced from 3 exons. The record is from RefSeq and is a predicted model, not a curated record.